UGUAACUGUCAAAUCAACACAAAAUUUUAAUCUUAAGUUUAUUUCAAGUUCUAAUGAAUUAAUACUAAAGACAAUAAAUGUUUCAAAACUGGAUUUUGCCUAAGGAUAAAAUGCAAAGCACCAUAAAGGAGGUGCUGGACGCUUUAGGAUGUAGUUUAGAAGCAGAUACUGUUUGGGACUACAUUCAGAAUGAUCCCAAUUACGGGAAUAGUAAUCUUUCUACGAAGCAAGUCAAUGAAUACGCUCAGAGAUUAGCGCUAAAAGCAUCUAACGCGAAGACAUUUCUAAAGAAAUACGAUGACCUAAGGAGCCGCAACACUGAUAAUUUGUCAGAUAUCAUAGUUUCAUUUUAUAAAUUGGUAUGUGAUGAAAAAAGAUCCCGUGUUACUAAGCCAAAAGUUUCUCCAAAACCUAUAUUAGGAGAUAAUAAGCACCAAAUAACUAAAGAAGAUCUGCCACAGAUUAAAGAUAAACUUCUUAAAGCUGUGGAUGAAAGUAAAAAAUUAGUCAUGAAAUCAUUUGAGGAACAAGAAUCGAAACUCCGUCCGAAUUGGUACAACAGCUUAGAUCUGCCUAAUUGGCAAAAGGAUAAUCCUGCUAUGUCAUGGGAUUUCCCUAAAGAACCUGCACCAAUCAUAGCAUCAUUAGCGGGCAUACCAGUAGCUUCACAAGAAAAUAUUAUCAUAGAUGAACUCCUUUAUGUUUUCUCCGGUGUGCCUGGUAACUAUAUUGUACAUCAGCCAGUCAGAGAUGCGUUAGAACCUAGAUCAUUUCUCAUAUCUGAUGAUUUGGAUGAUGCAUUGAAACAGAUUGUACAACAAAUGCUACCUCUAGCAUCUAACUAUUCUAUAGUAAGAAGGUUUAUUGAGCAAUGCAAUAUGUGGUCGGGACAAGUUCUACAUGCAUUAGUUGCUGCUAUUGAAAUUUUACUGAAGGAUUAUUAUACAAUGAUAGCACAAUUGGAGACCGAGCACAUGGCUGGGAACUUGUCAUUACAAAAGCUAUGGUACUAUGUUCUACCAACAAUGCACACCAUGCAAGUAUUGGCAGCUAUCCUCACUAAUAUCGGAAAGAGCGAGUUCCGUGGCGGCGCGGUGUUGACAGUUCUUCAUGAUAAAACAAACACAUUAAUGGGCGAUGCCAGAGCUCAGGAGAUAUCCUUGUUCCUGACAGAGCGUUCCUGCAGACCUUACCUCAGGAUAUUGGAUCAAUGGAUACACAAGGGCACUAUUGUGGAUCCAUUUCAGGAAUUUAUGAUAGAAGAUAAUGAGCUGGUAAAUAAAGAAGAAUUGCCUGUAGAUUACUCUGCGGACUACUGGGAGAAGAGAUACAGCGUACAGAGGGAGAGGGUGCCAAAGUUUCUGGAAAAAUACACUGAUAUCAUACUGAGGACAGGAAAAUAUUUAAAUGUUAUCAGUCAGUGUGGUAAAUCCAUAGCAAAAACGAACACAGAAGACAUAAAAUACUCAUUACGUGAACAAAACUACAGCGCCAUUAUACAGAAAGCGUACGCAUUCGCGAGUAAGUCGUUGUUAGAAUUACUGCUAAAGGAGUACGAUCUGAUGGGAAGACUGAAGUCCGCUAAGAACUACUUCUUGAUGAGUCAGGGCGACUUCAUUGUACAGUUCAUGGAUGCCACAGAGCAGGAACUAUCCAAAAAAAUUGAUGACAUCAUACCAUCCAAAUUAGAAUCUCUAUUGGGAUUGUGUUUAAGGCUCUCUGCGGCAAGUCAUGAUCCGUACAAUGAAGAUAUGCGAGUGGAACUGUUGCCGUAUGAUCUGCAGUUCCAAAUGUUCAAAAUAUUAUCUAUCGAGACUGAAGAAGAAAAAGAGUACAAACAGAACAAAGACUGUCCACCGUUGACGGGCAUAGAGACGUUCUCGUUUGGUAUGGAAGUGAAGUGGCCGGUGUCUCUCAUAUUGAAUCAUAAGGCGAUCGCCUGCUACCAGAUGAUCUUCAGACAUCUAUUCUAUUGUAAACAUGUUGAAAGAUUACUUUGCAGAGUGUGGCUGUACAACAAGGUGGUGAAGCGGUUCUCUGAGGCGCGGCAGUACGCGGAGGCGUUCGCGCUGCGGCAGCGCAUGCUGAGCUGUGUGCAGCACCUGCAGUACUACAUGUGUGUUGAGGUCAUCGAGCCCUCCUGGUGUCAACUUAUACAGAGUCUAGACAAGGUGAACAACGUGGACGAGGUGCUGGAGCGACACAACGACUUCCUGGAGUCGUGCCUGGGAGACUGCAUGCUGACCAGCCCCCAGCUCCUCAAGGCCGUCACCACGCUCUGCCUCGUCUGCGUACAGUUCUGCACAUUUAUACAGGAAAUGCACAAGUACUUCGUGGACGCAGAGCUUAACAGUAUGCUUGGAUCUACGUAUGACCAUACAGAUUAUAGCGAGGGCGGAGCUUGCGGGGGUGGGGGCGGAGCUAGUGGGACCGGGGGCGUGGCUAGCGGGGGUGGGGGCGGGUCGUCGGACUCGUUCUCUCGCUCGGUGUCGCGGUACGGGCUGCGGUUCACGGCUGCGCUGCUCUCCGUGCUGGCGAUCAUUGAGCGCAUGGCCAGAGACAACAACACCAACAAACUGCUCAAUAUCUCUGCAAGAUUGAAUUUCAACACGUACUAUGUAAAGCAACUAGAGAAGUUCUGUUCCGACGACAAGCUGCUGGAUGGUGAGAGGAAGCAAGUGGGCUCCUAGCAUAGAGCUGUGCGCAGGCGCACCAACCUCGUCACCAGUGUCUAGCUUGUCGCUGCACAUUGGAUACUAUAUCCCCUUCCAAAUGAACUAAUUGUAAACGUACAAACGAUACUUUCCAUGCACGGUUUAUUAAAUUUUGUGGAAACUGUGAAAUAGAUCGAGUUGUGAGUAUAAUUGUAUAGAAUUAAAUAUAGUGAGUGAAAAGUUUUCCUCGGAAAUAUUUUGGAAUUUACGAGUUUUAUAAGUAAGGUUUCAUUUGGAACAAGGGAUAGAACCGAGAAAAAAUAUGUUUUCAAAACUCGGUUAAAACAAUCAGUUUUGAAAACAUAUUUUUAUGGCAUUUGCAUGAAAUUAAUGAAUUUUUUGUUAUAAGUUUUUAUAUUCCUGACUUUUUAAUUGCAAUUGUAGUUUGAAAUAAUACUAUCUCAAGGUCAAAAACGCAGUUGCAUUUUCGUAAGUUAAUACAAUCAGUUUUGAUACCUAUUCUAAUAUACUUAAAGAAUAUGUCAAAAUAAUUAACUUUAAUGUCCACGAAAAAUCUAGAACAGUUAUUUCUCGCUUCUAGUAUGUACUUGUUCGCCAAAUGUUCUAACAAUUUGGUAACACACACUAUUUUUGAAAUUAACAAAUGAUAUUAAAUUUUAAGCUAGAAUGGUUGCCAAGUAUAUUUAUUAAUACAACAAUA
Molecule: messenger RNA, 3375 nt
Organism: Papilio xuthus (Asian swallowtail)
Lineage: Eukaryota; Metazoa; Arthropoda; Insecta; Lepidoptera; Papilionidae
Product: gamma-tubulin complex component 2
Exons: 16
Coding region: 78-2690 (870 amino acids)
Biological process (GO): microtubule nucleation; mitotic cell cycle; spindle assembly
Cellular component (GO): microtubule organizing center; spindle pole; gamma-tubulin complex
Molecular function (GO): microtubule minus-end binding; gamma-tubulin binding
Source: RefSeq, a predicted model, not a curated record